Tribolium castaneum (red flour beetle) is the source of this 688-nucleotide messenger RNA. RefSeq lists its product as uncharacterized. The coding region runs from base 27 to 473 and encodes 148 amino acids. The record is from RefSeq and is a predicted model, not a curated record. The transcript has 3 exons. Lineage: Eukaryota; Metazoa; Arthropoda; Insecta; Coleoptera; Tenebrionidae.
ACCUUUGCCAAUCAAUACCCUUAAAAAUGGCCGAAGGCACCUACGAAUACGAAUGCAUGAGAGCCGAGUUACUCGGCAUCGAGAAGCCCGAUUAUGACGAGUUCCUCAAAAGGAAGCAAGCUGAAGUCGAAGCCGAAGAACAAGAAAUCGAAAACUUGAAGAGCGCUGAAAGCGAAGCGGAACAAGUGACACAUAUCGCAGGCGGCUUGGAGGAACUCUCCGGUAUCCUCCAAGUGACUCAACGCAAACUCACACGAUUUAAAGCGUCUUGUGGUUCGCUCACGAAUUUGUUAAAAAUCAAAAUUGGCGCGUCGUCGGAAGCUAAUGAUGUAGUGCCACCUCUGGAGGCACACUCUGUGGAAACGGGCGAAAGGAGCGAAUUGGAUAAGCUUGAUUCGCUGAUCCAGAAGGCUGAGGAUGCUCAAUACAGUAUGGCGCAUCAAAAUAAACAAAUGAAGCGGUUUUUGAAUUAGAUGGGACGAUUUUUUCUUGUUGUAGUGCUUCCAGCUUUUUUCUAUUUUGCGGGAAAAGGCUCAACUUGCACAAAUCGAUUAUUGGCCUUUGAUUAUUAUUAUAUCAUGUUUAAAUCAUUGUUCAAUGUGGGUGAUGUCUGUUUCGAAUUGCAACGGACAAUUUUACCUCUGUUUAAAUUUUGAAUGAAAAAAUACAAAUAUAAAAGUUUGAUUUA